UUCCAUUCCCAGCUUUGGUGUCCGAUUACGCUACUCUGCGCUCUCAUUGUGAUUUUGGGCUAGGCUAAAAGGAAAUGUCCCGGGAGGGUCCCUGUGGGGCUGCAUAAAAUUGGUAACCUCAGAACUAGGGGGAAGGAGGGUAUACGACGUCGAGGGGCGGGGAGAAGGGGCGGAGGAGUUGCUCUCUGAAUCCUAUUCCGUGGACUCUCGGAGAUCCACCGGCGGGAGCAGAGGCGACCAGCGGGUCCAUCCGACUGUUUGUGAGCCUCUGCUCGCUUUCCGUCGCCUACUCUUUGGGAUUGGAAUCAUAGCUGCUCCGAGGGGCCUAGUCCAGGACACUAGGGUGCCACCAACGCGCUGAUGCCCCGAGUGCUCGCAGGGCUUCCAACUAACCAUGCGGCAGCUGCCUUGGCGCUGCCCCUGCUACUGUUACUGCUGGUGGUGCGGACGCCGCCCCCGACCAGCGCAAGGCCGUCCUCAGGCCCCGAUUACCUGAGGCGCGGCUGGCUGAGGCUACUAGCCGAGGGCGAGGGCUGCGCUCCCUGCCGGCCAGAAGAGUGCGCCGCGCCGCGGGGCUGCCUAGCGGGUCGGGUGCGCGAUGCUUGCGAUUGCUGCUGGGAAUGCGCCAACCUCGAGGGUCAGCUGUGCGACCUGGACCCCAGCGCUCAUUUCUACGGACGCUGCGGAGAGCAGCUUGAGUGCCAGCUGGACGCAGGCGGCGACCUGAACCACGGAGAGGUGCCGGAGCCGCUGUGUGUCUGCCGCUCGCAGCACCCACUUUGCGGUUCUGACGGUCGUACUUACGCCCAGAUCUGCCGCCUGCAGGAGGCGGCCCGCGCUCGGCCCGACGCCAAUCUUACAGUGGCGCACCCAGGGCCCUGCGAAUCGGAGCCCCUGAUUGUGUCUCAGCCUCACAACAUUUGGAAUGUGUCGGGGCAGGAUGUGAUCUUUGGCUGUGAAGUGUUUGCCUACCCCAUGGCCUCCAUCGAGUGGAGGAAGGACGGAUUGGACAUCCAGCUGCCAGGGGAUGACCCCCACAUCUCUGUGCAGUUUAGGGGUGGACCUCAGAGGUUUGAGGUGACCAGCUGGCUGCAGAUUCAGGCUGUGCGUCCCAGUGAUGAAGGCACCUACCGCUGCCUUGCCCGGAAUGCUGUGGGUCAGGUUGAGGCCCCAGCUACCCUGACAGUGCUCACACCAGACCAGCUGAACUCCACAGGCAUCCCCCAGCUACGAUCACUGAAUCUGGUUCCUGAGGAGGAGGCUGAAAGUGAAGAGAAUGAGGAUUACUAUUAGGUCCAG
Molecule: messenger RNA, 1299 nt
Organism: Castor canadensis (American beaver)
Lineage: Eukaryota; Metazoa; Chordata; Mammalia; Rodentia; Castoridae
Gene: Kazald1
Product: Kazal type serine peptidase inhibitor domain 1
Biological process (GO): regulation of cell growth; regulation of signal transduction
Cellular component (GO): extracellular region
Molecular function (GO): insulin-like growth factor binding
Source: RefSeq, a predicted model, not a curated record